UCUGGCCGAGUGAACGGCGAGCAGAGGCGAGCCAAACCGAGCCGCAUGCUCGCGGUGCAACAAGGCGAACGAGAGCGAAAUGGACCGGCGGACAGGAGCAGCGGCAGCACGAGCAUCAUCCAGUGAGGACCGACACAGUAUUUAGGGUCCUGUUGUAUCUCUGAGGACACACAGAAAUGAAGGAAUAGGAGAAACAGUUAAGGCCCUCCAGCUGACCUCAGGGCUGUGUCCUGUGAGGAUUUGUUGUUGGUGGGCCAGCUGAAGAGGCGUGCAUGUGAGUGAGAGGUGAUGAAGUCCAACAUGAGGCAGUGGCGGAGGCUGGUGCUGGCAGGAAUGCUGGCCUGGGGACUCCUCUUCCUCGCCCUCCUUUCCUACUUCCUGGACGCUCGUGUGAAUGAGCCCCUGACCUCUGCUGGCUCUUUGCUCUCUCAGCACCCCGACACCCGCCGCCUGACCUCCAUCCAGGCCUCCCACCAACAGCUUGCCAACCUGGGCUUUCGACCCGAGCUGCCCUCCACCUCAACUUCAACCUACCCCCGAGAGGAGCAGCCUUCUGCUAGCACUACGAUCCCUGAUAACAGCCUGGAGGCCAGCCGCAGCCCCAACAGUGCCCCCUAUGCCGUUUAUGCCAGUCAGGAAGCUAGCCAGCAGUACUAUCUGGACCACCAGAGCCUGGCUGCCUGGUCCUCUUUUGGUACAGAAAAUAUUGGAUCUCAAUCAAACCCUGUAGUUCAAAGUCGAGAGAAAACCUCCCAGGCCACAGAUUACCAGAACCCCGUCAGUGCCACUCAAAACCGUGAUGGAGGAGAAGAAGAUGACGAAGAAGAAGAGGAAGAACUUGGAAACAGAAUAAGGAGUGCAAAAGGCAGAGGUCCCAGUGGGGAAUAUUACUUCUCAAAGUCAGCGUCAGUGGUGCAGCGGCUGUGGCGAGGCCGCGUGUCGGCCAGCAUGCUGAGUCCACGACUUCAGCGUGCCAUGAAGGACUACUUGAGCGUCAACAAACAUCACGUCUCCUUCAGCGGGAAUCGCAAGACGGCACAGAGCGCCAAGGAGCUGCUGUGUCAGAUGAAAGCGCAGGCCAAGCUGAGGACAGUGGACGGGUCCGAGCAGCCCUUCUCCUCGCUCGGCUGGGCUAGUCUCAUCCCGUCUCUUCCCUUGGAGGAGCUUUAUAAACUGCAAGGACACAGCAGCUUCAAGACCUGCGCCGUGGUCACAUCAGCCGGUGCCAUCCUGCACUCAGGACUGGGCAAAGAGAUCGAUACCCAUGAUGCAGUUUUACGGUUCAACACAGCGCCCACUGAGGGAUACGAGCGAGAUGUGGGGAACAAAACCACUAUCCGCAUCAUAAACUCACAGAUUUUGGCCAAUCCUCGCCAUCAGUUCAACACGCGCUCCAUUUACAAGAAUGUGACUCUGGUGGCCUGGGACCCUGCGCCUUACACUCUCAACCUGCAGAAGUGGUAUGCCAGUCCUGACUACAACCUGUUUGGUCCAUAUGUUGAGCACCGCAAACUCCAUCCUGACCAGCCCUUCUAUAUCCUCCACCCCAGCUACCUGUGGAGACUGUGGGAUGUGAUUCAGAGCAACACUCAGGAGAACAUCCAGCCCAAUCCCCCCUCAUCUGGCUUUAUAGGCAUUCUCCUGAUGAUGGCGCUGUGCGAGAAGGUGCACGUGUACGAGUACAUUCCCUCCAUGAGGCAGACGGACCUGUGCCACUACCACGAGCGUUACUACGACGCCGCCUGUACACUGGGUGCCUACCAUCCGCUCCUGUUCGAAAAGAGCCUGAUCCAGCGGAUCAACAUGGGACCCAAGAGGGACCUGAGGAAGAAAGGCCGGGUCACUCUUCCAGGCUUGAGCACCAUCAACUGUGACAUCUGAGAUAAUGAAAACUGACCCUUUGAGCCUGCGUAUACAAACACACUCCGGCCUUUUUUCUGGCUGAGUAAGGGAGAGGUGCAAUAAAGCCACAGGAGACACGGAGGCUGGAGCUUACAUGUUGGAAAUGAGACCCAUGAAGAACAUAAGCCAUAGCCCUCCAGCGGGGGAUCAAUGUGGGGAACUUGUCUUCAUUAAAAUGGCUUACCUGACCACAGACUGGCAGGACAAGCUCCAAGACGGGGCUGGAAAAGAAGUUUCUCUCUGCUUUAGCUGAGCCACGUUAGCUGUGGAGCUGACUAGGGUAGCAACAGAUCAGUGUUUUUAGAUAGGCAAGUGAAUUUUACAAUAACUGGCUGUGUUUCAGUGGUGUAAACUCUGUUUUUUCAAAUGUUGAGGGUGGUCCUCUUUAUAACAAUUUUUUUUUAUUUUUUACUGGUCCAAAAGGGUUGUGAAUAAGAAAAGAAGUCAUGUGAUGAAUGUCAGAAAUGUAACAUAUGCUCACAUGUUCAUAAUACAUGCAAAGAAGGAGAGAAGUGAAGCUCUCAGCAGUCAUAUUACUGUUCAUGUCAUGGCUCUGCAGCAGGGCGCUCCCUGUUUGACAUUCCCCGGAUAUCUUCCUGUGAUGUCAGAAGUUGUUUCGUGUUGUCAUGGGGGGUUUAUUUCAAACCUACGUUUACUAAAUUACUCUCCUGUGCAUGCCAAGCUUAAUACCAUUACCAUUUUGUGUCAAGAGGCCUGUCCAUGUGGGUAAAUAAAAGAACAGCAUAGACGUAAGGAGGGCACUUGUUUUUAAGAUUAAUUGAGGAGCCUUUUUUAAAAAAUGAAAUCAAACAUUGGGGCCAAAAUGGAUCUUUGGUGCUCAGAACAGCUGUAACCCCGUGCCUAGUGGUUGUCUGAACACUUUCCUCGGGUUGCCUUGUGCCUGUUAGCUACAUGCAGUAACACACUGUGGCAGGACUGCAGUAACAUGGAGUUUAAUUGCUGUGGGAGCUGUGGAGCGGUUGAAAUUGCUGAAGCAAGCUGCAUCAGGGGAUUCUCAGCUCUGCAUCAGCAGCAAACGGUCAGUUCGCUCUUUAUUGAAUGUAAGUUUUACCGUUGCGUGUAAUGGCCAAACCCCCCCACACCUUCAAAGCUCCACACUGCAUACGUGCAGGGUUAUUCUUCGGCCAUGAAACAGCAUUAAACUCAUUUCCUACAUCUAAAAAUGCCUCAUAUUUCCUCGAUCCUCUAAUAGCGGUGAGCACCUGUCUGCAGCUCUGAGUGGAGACUAUAAUAACAGAGGAAUUUGUACUGGUAAUAUCAUCAAAAUUGCUUUGUCUCCAGCCAGGAUGAUUUUGAUGUUUACAGUCAGUGAGAGGAACAUCUGCAGCGAGCUGUGAAGGGGUAUUAGCUCAGCAUGCAGAGCAAAGGAGGCCUGCGUGUGUUUUUUGCUGAAAAUGUUAGGGGUGAAAA
This is a messenger RNA of Cheilinus undulatus (humphead wrasse), 3333 nucleotides long. It is a transcript of the gene st6gal2a, whose product is annotated as ST6 beta-galactosamide alpha-2,6-sialyltranferase 2a. The record is from RefSeq and is a predicted model, not a curated record. Gene Ontology annotation, molecular function: sialyltransferase activity. The transcript has 7 exons. NCBI's taxonomy places the organism in Eukaryota, Metazoa, Chordata, Actinopteri, Labriformes, Labridae. Bases 289 to 1881 code for a protein of 530 amino acids.